This is a messenger RNA of Nothobranchius furzeri (turquoise killifish), 1990 nucleotides long. RefSeq names its product TNF superfamily member 10. Gene Ontology annotation, molecular function: tumor necrosis factor receptor binding. NCBI's taxonomy places the organism in Eukaryota, Metazoa, Chordata, Actinopteri, Cyprinodontiformes, Nothobranchiidae. Gene Ontology annotation, cellular component: membrane. The record is from RefSeq and is a predicted model, not a curated record. Gene Ontology annotation, biological process: immune response.
CAGUGACAUCUUGAGGAAGUUGAAGCCCUUCAUUCCUCCUCUCUGCUCCACCUACAAGCUACAGCUCUGUGUGGCUUCAUGCUUCCCAGCAGAAACAGAAUCUUUCAUCUGACUUGUCCUGCUCACUGGUUGGGAUUAUUUUUGACCCCUCGUCCGGACACAAACCCCUCUGGUAUGGCCAUUUCUGUUUCCCUCCAGUGCCUCGGUCUCAUUAUGCUCGCAGCUAUCCUCCUGCAGACCGUCGCGGUCGCCGUGAGUUUCAUGUACUUCAACAAAGUCCUGAACACGAUGCAGGAAAACUUUUCCCGGAGCAGUGUGUCCUGUCUGAUAAACGCAAAGCUGGAGUCGGAGGUCGAGGAUUCACCAGCCGAGGACAGAAAAAGUGACCCGUGCUGGCAGGUCACACAGCAGCUGCACCGCCACAUAGAGAAGAUUGCUGACAGAUUCCAGAGGGAGAUAUCCACCGCUAUGAGAAAUAAGCUGACAGGGGUGCUGCCAAUCUUGGUCCGAGGGGUCCCACUUCCUAAAGUCGCGGCGCAUGUGACCGGCGUGGCCUUGUCCACCAAGGAUCCAGCAGCGGAGAGCUCGUGGAACAGCAGGGGGUACUUUGGGGAGCGUAUCUUAUUAUGGGAGGGCCAGAGAGGUCUGUCCUUCCUGCAGAACAUGGAGCUGAAAGGAGGUGAGUUGCUGGUGCCCAAAGCAGGCCUCUACUACAUCUAUGCCCAGACCUACUUCAGACUCCCUUCUAUGGGGGAGACAGAGGAGGACGGGUCAGAAGACGAGGGAGCAGAACUGGUCCAGUACAUAUACAAAAAGAUGAGCUCCUACACGGGACCUAUCUUGCUGAUGAAAUCAUCCCGGAGUGUCUGCUGGCCCAGAGGUCAGGAGCCAGGCCUCUUCUCUCUGCAUCAGGCCGGCACCGCCUUCCUUCAGCCUGCCGACCGCCUUUUUGUCACCGUUAGCAACGCUAGCACCACGGAGAUGGACGGGAGGGCAAGCUACUUUGGGGCUUUCCUAGUGGGAUAAAGGAAAAAAGAGAAAUGGACACGAGGUUAACCAGAAAAUCAGGGCUUUGAUGACAGCACAAGCAGCUGUCUGAAGAUAAGACCAGAUGUUAAAAGAAGUGUUUAAAAAGCGUCUUACGGACCAUGCUGCUGCAGGACUGUGAUAUAAGGUUGCUUUCUAUUGAGAGCAGUGAUUUGUAUUGACUGCAUGUGAAACAGUCCGAGCCAAGUUGCCAUUCCCAGGUAAUAAAGUGUUUAAAUCGGGCGUGUCCAAAGUGCAGGUCAGGGGCCAUUUCUGGCCCUCGAAGGGGUUUUGUGCGGCUCCCAACUGCAUUUCUAGACUCAUGAAUUUAGUCUCUCCAGCAGGCUGUGGAUGUAGAGCUACAUUUUUAUGUUCAGUGUUUCACUAAUAUGUUUACUGGGACCUAUUUUGAGGAGUAAAAGUGAAAUAUCUACAUAAUAAAACAAUUGCAUUGUUUAUUAAGGAAAUAAAUCACGUUUUUGUGGCCCGUGAGGACUACUGUCUUGCCAAAUUUCGCUCUUCUCUUGAAAGUUUUGGACACCCCUGGUUUAAGUGAUGCUAAAUGAGCAUAAAAGCAUGUCAUAGCUCAAGUUUGCAUCAUCAGUGUUUGCAAGCUUCCAAACUGCUUAAAGUACUAAAGGGUUAAAUUAACUUUUUUAGAGUCUUGAAUGAAGGCAUGUUGACUGUCGAGUUUCCAGAGCUCUGAGGGGGAAUCACUGACAUCAUAGGCAUGAAUUGUGUACCUACAGUAUUUUUAAGUAAUAAGCACAAAACCUAAAUGGUCCCACAGUUACUUGGUAUUUUAUCAUUCUCUAUGUGAUUUUGUGAAUGUACAAAUUUCAUUUAUUUUCUCAGGGUGGAACUGUGGCAGCGAUAUACUGUGCAGGUGUGUUUCCAUUGUUUCAGUAAGCAUUACAUUCCAGAUUUGUACUUGCCUGUGCACUAAAUAAAAUAUAUUUAUCCA